Closterium sp. NIES-65 is the source of this 1221-nucleotide messenger RNA. NCBI's taxonomy places the organism in Eukaryota, Viridiplantae, Streptophyta, Zygnematophyceae, Desmidiales, Closteriaceae. The record is from the annotation of a GenBank genome assembly.
AUGGUGCGCCCCGUCGAUCGGGCCGUUGUGCAACCCGUUACGCGCAUCGCUGGUCCCACCCGCCGCUCGCCCGUCGUCCCACCGGCUCGCUGUCCCGCUGCUGCUGCGCUAGCGACGACGACUUGCGCGAGGGCGCUCGUUGCGCCCUACCGUUACGACCCCAAUUUACCCGUGGACCCGCCAGCAAGAGAGCCAGCAGAUCCGCGGAUCCAUCCCGCCCCCCCCCACCGACAUCUGCCGCCCCAACCCCAUCUCCGGCUCCAUUUCCAGCGGCAAGGGGAGGAGGUGUGGCCCGAAGGGGACGGCUGGGGGAGGGGGAGUGGCGGGGUUGGCGGCUCAUGUAAGGGGGAGGUUGAGGGGGUGGGUGAUCCAUCUACAGCUACUGCCGCCACACCUCCCCCUCUCUCUCUCCGCCACUGCUGGAUCAGGGGCAUCAGCCGCCUCCUCCUCUCAUCCCCUGCCCCGUACCUCCCGUAUUGCCCGUACUUCCCCGUGCUUGCCCCGUGCGCGUGCCCGCGCUGUCUGCCCCGAGUUCCCCGUGUUUGCCCCGUGCCCAUGCCCGUGCUGUCCGCCGUGUUCCACGUGCCUGUGCUGUCCGUACCCGGUUGUGCCCCACCUGUUUCACCCGUGCUGUCCAUACCCGGUUGUGCCCCACCCAUUUCACCCGUGCGUCCCGUGCUUCCCGUGCUGCCCUCGUGCUCCUGUGCUGCCCCCGUGCUCCCGUACUGCCCCCCGUGUUCCCGUGCUGCUCCCGUGCUGUCCCCGUGUUCCCGUGCUGUCCCCGUGUUCCCGUGCUGCCCCCGUGUUCCCAUGCUGCCCCCGUGCUGCCCCGUUCUGCCUGUGUCGUGCCCGUUUCCGUGCCGUGUUGCCCCGUUCAGUCCUUGUCCUGUCCCGUUCUGCCUGUGCUGCCCCGUUGUCCCCGUGUUGCCCCGUUCAGCCCGUGUCCUGCCCCGCUCUGCCCGUGUUGCCCCGUUCAGCCCGUGUCCUGCCCCGUUCAGCCCGUGUCCUGCCCCGCUCUGCCCGUGUUGCCCCGUUCAGCCCGUGUCCUGCCCUGUUCUGCCCGUGCUGCCCCGUUCUGCUCGUUUGUGCCCUACCCGUGCUGUCCGUACCCGUUUGUGCCCCACCCGUGCUGUCAGUUCUCGCUCGUGCCCCACCCAGUCUGUGCUGCCCGGUCUCGUGCUGACCGUCACCCCCGUGCGGCCCGUCCCGUACAGCACCUAG